GUAGCUGAAAAUAUCUUCUACAUUGAGAAUCCUCCGCCCUUUGUGUUUGGAGAAAGAAGGAUCAGCCCUGCACUGCGAUGUGGUCGUGGAUACUAGCAGGCUUGGGAUCGUUCGGAUCGUCCUGCAUCGGGGGCUUGAUACGUAAGAUCACCGACUGUUUGAUCGAAAGAGUUUCGGAGGAUCCCGGAGUCGCUGACCUCCACGAGCUGAGGAACACUCUUUCGGUGACUGAGCGCAUCAUCGGCAGAGUCGAGAACAUGUGGAUUAAAGAUAAAGGCACGAAAAAGCAAUUGAAGGAAUUGGUGAUGGAACUGAAGGACACUGUUUAUGACGCUGACGACUUGCUUGAUGAGAUCCAGUUCCGGGUUCUGAAGCAACAGAUCGAGCAACAAGGAGCUCAGGGGUAUGAGGCAAGUAACCAAUCAUCUUUUUCUUCUGAUCUCCCUCCGAGGAUAAAAAGAAACAUUUAUGAACGUGUCGGUCGCUUCUUCGGUAGAGAAGAUGAUGUGGAUAGAGUGAGGGAAAAUCAGAGUAAGUUAGAUAAAUAUACUACUGAGAUCGAGCAUUUCAUUGGUAAAUUAGAUGCUGCUGACAAACAGAUGAUAACGUCAGUAGUGCCUCGAACCACCACUUCCUUUCCGACAGAAACUCAAGUAUUCGGACGAGACGAACAGCUGAAUCACCUUCUGGAACAGUUGAUGAAAUCUGCCGAUGGAUCCGGAUCCAGCAACAGUAGCAUCUCUACCUUGACUAUUUUUGGGAUCGGCGGGGUCGGAAAGACUACUCUUGCUCGGCAAGCCUACAACCACGAGAGGCUGAAGGACUAUUUUCAUCAUAAGGUCUGGCUCUGUGUAUCCGACAACUUCAACGUGGAGAGGCUUACCAAAGAGAUCAUAGAAUCCAUAACCAAGAAUAAGUGUGAUCUCAGCAACCUUAAUACACUUCAAGUGGUUGUUAAGGAGAAGUUGACCUCAAAAAGGUUCCUGCUUGUCCUCGACGAUGUGUGGAACGAGGACAGCCUGGAAUGGGAAAGAUUUUGUGCACCAUUGAGGUCCGGAGUACCAGGAAGCAAGAUUUUGGUUACAACUCGCUCUAGAAAGAUUGCAGAAAUGGUUGGCAAUCCGAUCCCUCUCGAUGGUCUGGAUGAAACCAGCUAUUGGAAAUUGUUCAAGAAAUGUGCAUUUGGUUCCGAAUACGCCGGUGAAUGUCCACAGCUAGAAGACAUAGCAAAGAAGAUCGCUAGCAGGUUGAAGGGGUUGCCACUUGCGGCAAGGAUGGUAGGCGGGUUGUUGAAGGAGAGGAUGAAUGAGACGGACUGGAGAAACAUCGCAGAAAGUGAAAUCUGGCAAAUACAGCAUGACGGAAAGGGUGUCCUUGUCCUGCCAGUCCUACAAUUGAGCUAUCAAUGUCUUCCCUCACACCUUAAGCGGUGCUUUCUUUUUUGUGCCAUGUUCCCCAAAGAUCAUCGGUUUGAUAAAGAGGACUUGGUCCGGCUUUGGAUGGCAGAAGGCUACGUUGCUCGAGACAACAAUAUGACGAUGGAGGAUACAGGAAGCCGCUACUUCCUUGACUUAGUGAAUAGGUCUUUCUUUCAGGAAGCUCCUUGGCGAUCGAUAUAUGUGAUGCAUGACCUGAUACAUGAUCUUGCUCAGUUUAUUUCAGAGGGGGAGUUUUGCAGGAUCGAUGAUGAUAAGUCGAAAGAGAUCCCUAAUACGACUCGUCAUCUGUCAGCAACAUUAACCGAUGGAACUAAGUUAAUGAAGUUCUCCUGUUAUGAGAAAUUACGGACGCUCAUGAUCAAUUAUGGAAGUUAUAUGUAUGGGUUUAGAGUGGCAGACUCUUUGUUGACUGGUGUCCAGAUUGAAAGAUUAAAAAACAUUCGAUUAUUGAUAUUGCAGAGGUGUGGCUUGCGGGAGUUGCCUGAGAAAAUUGGUGGCUUGAUACACCUCCGCUACCUUGACAUAUCCUAUAACCGUUACAUUAGGAGGUUGCCGGAGUCAUUAUGUGAUCUUUAUAAUUUGCGAGUACUGGAUCUGUUUGAAUGUGACCUGCAGAAUUUACCGCACGGCAUGAGCAAGUUGAUCAACUUGAUGCAUCUUAAUGCACAAGACAAAAUA
Molecule: messenger RNA, 2117 nt
Organism: Musa acuminata subsp. malaccensis (wild Malaysian banana)
Lineage: Eukaryota; Viridiplantae; Streptophyta; Magnoliopsida; Zingiberales; Musaceae
Source: RefSeq, a predicted model, not a curated record